AUGUCUGACGAUCAACAGUACAACCAAGACAAGUUGUCUCAAGAUUUCCAAAAUACCUCAAUUGGAAGUGGUGAACAACAGCAACAAUCGUACCAACAGUAUCAACAACAACCACAGCAGAACAAUUUCAAUGCUAAUAGCGCUCCAACUUUUACACCAAGUGGACAACAAGGAGGCUACCAAGGAGGCUACCAAGGGGGAUAUCAAGGAGGAUACCAGAAUUAUUCUCAAGGAGGAUACCAAAAUUAUAACCAAGGAUAUCAAAACUACAACCAGGGGUACCAGGGAUACCAAAACAACAACAGAGGUGGAUACAACAACUACAACAACAGAGGUGGAUACAACAACUAUAAUAAUUACAACCAACAAGACCAACAACCAGUUCAAAACCAGGGUAUGUCAUUGGCCGAUUUCCAAAAGCAGCAGAAUGCUCAAGCUAAUUUAAAUAAGCCUAAGAAGACUUUGAAGUUGGCUUCUUCUUCUGGUAUUAAGUUAGCCAAUGCUAAGAAGGCCCCAGAAACCGAAUCUAAGGAGGCUACUCCAGCUGCAACAGAAAAGGAAGCCACUCCAGCUGCUACAGAAAAGGAAGCCACUCCAGCUGCUACAGAAAAGGAAGCUACCCCAGCUGCCACUGAAAAGGAAACUACCCCAGCUCCAGCCAAGAAGGAGGCUACUCCAGCUUCAGUUAAAUCUGAAUCUAAGCCUGCCUCUAAGUCUACUUCUAAGGUCGCCACUAAAGAGUCAACUCCGGUUACUUCUGAUAAGGUGAUUCAAGAGCAAGUUGAUGAAGUUGAUGAAGAAGUUGUCAAGGAUAUGUUUGGUGGUAAGGACCACGUUUCUAUCAUUUUCAUGGGUCAUGUUGAUGCAGGUAAGUCGACAAUGGGUGGUAACAUUUUAUAUUUAACUGGCUCUGUUGAUAAGAGAACAGUUGACAAAUAUGAAAGAGAAGCUAAGGAUGCCGGUAGACAAGGUUGGUACUUGUCAUGGGUUAUGGAUACCAACAAAGAAGAAAGAAGUGAUGGUAAGACUAUCGAAGUUGGUAAGGCUUAUUUUGAAACUGAGAAGAGAAGAUACACUAUUUUGGAUGCUCCAGGCCAUAAAAUGUACGUUUCUGAAAUGAUUGGUGGUGCAUCUCAAGCAGAUGUUGGUAUUUUAGUCAUUUCUGCCAGAAAGGGUGAAUAUGAAACCGGUUUCGAAAAGGGUGGUCAAACAAGAGAACACGCUUUGUUAGCUAAAACCCAAGGUGUUAACAAGAUUAUUGUUGUUGUUAACAAGAUGGACGAUCCAACUGUUGGUUGGGCUGAAGAUCGUUAUAAAGAUUGUAUCACAAAAUUAGGGACAUUCUUAAAGGGUAUCGGAUACGCUAAGGAUGAUAUAAUCUUCAUGCCUGUUUCAGGAUAUACUGGUGCAGGUAUCAAGGACAGAGUCAAUCCAAAGGACUGUCCAUGGUACUCUGGCCCAUCAUUAUUGGAAUUUUUAGAUAACAUGAAAACCAUGCAACGUCAUAUCAACGGUCCAUUUAUGUUGCCAAUUAGUGGUAAGAUGAAGGAUAUGGGUACUAUCAUUGAAGGUAAGAUUGAAAGUGGUCAUAUUAAGAAAGGUGGAAAUUUAUUAUUAAUGCCUAAUAAAGCAUCUAUCGAAGUUGUUGCAAUUUUCAAUGAAACCGAACAAGAAUGUGAUGCAGCAUUUUGCGGUGAACAAGUUAGAUUGAAGAUUAAGGGCGUGGAAGAAGAAGAUUUAGCUCCAGGUUACGUUUUGACCUCUCCAUUAAAGCCAAUCAAGACCAUUACUAGAUUCGAAGCCCAGAUUGCCAUCGUUGAAUUAAAGUCUAUUUUAUCUAAUGGUUUCUCAUGUGUCAUGCAUUUACAUACUGCCAUUGAAGAAGUUACUUUCAUCGAAUUAAAGCAUAAAUUAGAGAAGGGUACUAAUAGAAAAUCCAAGAAACCACCUGCAUUUGCUAAGAAGGGUAUGAAGGUCAUUGCUAUCUUAGAAACUAACGAAAGUGUCUGCGCGGAGACAUAUGCUGAUUACCCACAAUUAGGUAGAUUUACUUUGAGAGAUCAAGGUACCACCAUUGCUAUUGGUAAAAUUACCAAAGUGUUAUAA
Debaryomyces hansenii CBS767 is the source of this 2106-nucleotide messenger RNA. RefSeq names its product translation termination factor GTPase eRF3 (gene SUP35). NCBI's taxonomy places the organism in Eukaryota, Fungi, Ascomycota, Pichiomycetes, Serinales, Debaryomycetaceae. Gene Ontology annotation, biological process: nuclear-transcribed mRNA catabolic process, deadenylation-dependent decay; translation; translational termination. Gene Ontology annotation, cellular component: translation release factor complex. The transcript has a single exon. Gene Ontology annotation, molecular function: translation release factor activity; GTPase activity; GTP binding. The record is from RefSeq and is a predicted model, not a curated record. Bases 1 to 2106 code for a protein of 701 amino acids.